This is a messenger RNA of Sciurus carolinensis (gray squirrel), 816 nucleotides long. RefSeq names its product iron-sulfur cluster assembly enzyme ISCU, mitochondrial-like. Gene Ontology annotation, cellular component: cytoplasm; mitochondrial matrix. Gene Ontology annotation, biological process: iron-sulfur cluster assembly; intracellular iron ion homeostasis. Lineage: Eukaryota; Metazoa; Chordata; Mammalia; Rodentia; Sciuridae. The record is from RefSeq and is a predicted model, not a curated record. Gene Ontology annotation, molecular function: ferrous iron binding; 2 iron, 2 sulfur cluster binding.
AUGACUCCUGUGACUUUGAUUGCUUGCCCUUGGGACCCAGGCAACCGGCUGCAAGGAAGCACAAUCCACUCGAAGAUGAAGCACAAGCCACUGGGCGCAGGCGCGAGCCUGCAAGAUGGCCACGGCUGGAGCGGCCGUCUGGGGCGAGCGGUGUCCGCCCUGCUGCUCCGGAGCCCGCGCCUGCCUGCUCGGGAGCUGUCAGCUCCGGCCCGGCUCUAUCACAAGAAAGUUGUGGAUCAUUAUGAAAAUCCUAGAAAUGUAGGGUCCCUUGACAAGACUUCAAAAAAUGGUGGAACUGGAUUGGUGGGUGCUCCAGCGUGUGGUGAUGUCAUGAAAUUACAGAUUCAAGUGGAUGAAAAGGGGAAGAUUGUGGGCAGGUUUAAGACAUUUGGCUGUGGCUCUGCGAUCGCCUCCAGCUCGCUGGCUACUGACUGGGUGAAAGGGAAGACAGUGGAAGAGGCCUUGACCAUCAAAAACACAGACAUCACCAAGGAGCUAUGCCUUCCCCCCGUGAAACUGCACUGCACCAUGCUGGCAGAAGAUGCAAUCAAGUCUGCACUCGCCGAUUACAAACUGAAACAAGACCCCAAGAGAGGAGAGGCAGAGAAGUCAGCCCUCACGGCAGCUCCAGAGGCGCCUCAGCUGCUCACGCCACUGCGUGCGCACCUGAAGAUGUCAGAAGCCUCCCACAUCCCAGGGAAGCCCUGCGAGGUCCGCACAGUAUUUGCCAUUCACAUUGUGACUGAUGAAAGCAAAAUACACCCUUUAAUUGUCCUGAGCCCUGUGAUUUCUUUCAGCUCAAUUUUGUUGCCUUAA